CGUCUCAAUCUGAAACUCGCGCGCGGUAGUUCAGUACGUCUACACGUUCGAGCAACGCGCUGAAACUUCGUUAGAAAAAUAAAAACAUAUUCGAACAAAAUAACUGAAACAAAGUGAAACGAUUGCAGCAAGAGGACAAUAGCCCUCCGGGAAUCCCGUUUUGUGAUGUUUGGUUCGUGACUCGUACAGUGAUAUUUUUGUAGGAUCGUAAAGUUUUUGUUGAAACUUUUCACGGAACGCUAGCCAUGUGACUUGGAAGGAGCAUCGAAGUAGAAGUGAUGUGGUGGCUACUGGCGCUGGCAUGUCUGACGGCAUGCGUCGGCGCAGGUGGCACGCCGUGCGAGGAGGCCCGCAUGCGUUGCGCGUACCGGACAGGCUGCGGGGCCGCCCUCAACAACUACAUGUACCUUUGCAAUGAGGUGCUGACCAAGCCUGCCAGCUCGUGCCCCAACGAGUGCGGUCAUGCGCUGAUAGCCCUCACUUCCACUGAAGAGGGGAAGGAGCUCAUGAAUUGUCAAUGCGAGGACGAGUACUGUCUGGAAGCAAAGCAAAGGAUUGACGUCUGUCGUCCGCAAGUGUUGAGAGGAGCAGCCAACGCCACAGCCUCCUGUCGGCUCUCUCAACUCAUCUGCUUAGCAGACGCUCAGUGUGCCACGGCUUUACGAUACUACAAGGACCUGUGCAGAUCAGUGUAUCGAGGCAGAAAGUGCUCCAACAAGUGCCUUAACUCCAUACAAAUUCUUCGGAAGCAGGAGAAAGCUGCCGCCCUUCAAGCGUGCCAUUGCGACGGCAACGAAGAUUACGACUGCCCAAAGAUGCAGAACAAUCUAGCAAGGUUGUGCUUCCACAAACAUUCAAAGAAUCAUACAAAGAACCACGAGAGAGGCUACGAAGAGAAGCAUAGGAAACAUCACCAACACCAGGUGGUGUCAUCCACAAAUUCCAUUACAAUAUCGAGUGCAUUAUUUUUAUUUUCUACGUUUUUCACUUCCAAGUACAAUACGUGACAGGAAGCUUUGAGGUCUACCUCAUAUUAUAGGAUAGAUUUAGAAUAUUAUAAACUUUCUAAAGGUCAUAAUGUAAGAUUUUGUAAAUAUGUAUAGAUCAGUAUUUUAAAGUAAUAUUAUACUUUUGUGUCUUAAAUUGAGGUUUUGCAAGGGAUUGAAUGUUAUGAAAGUUGUGUAGGAGAAGUGUGUUUGGUUGUUUAGAGGUAUAAAAAUAUGUUACAGGCGAAGUGAAGCAGGGUGCGCAGAGUACAGACUACCCGGGCAGAAUCCACUUUGUAUCGAAUCCAAUGACUGACAAAUGUCUAAUUUGCAGUAGUAGAUAUCUAUUAUUAGUACUGGGUUAAACCUUAGUAGGUAAGAAUAUCUAAUUAGAAUGACAUAUCGAAUUAAUUUUAAAAGGUUAUUUCUUAAGCAAAAACCACUGAAGUGCCACUGGGACUAGGUAGGUAGGUACUUAUAUUCAAUCGAACUUAACUGAUUUAUUUGAUUUUUCCCAGAGUCUAUGGAAAUAAUUGGCUUUAGGAAUCGAUCCUUGAGCGACAGCUCCAAUGGGAUCGCUCUAAAGUACAAAACCGUGUUAUUAUGGUGUAAAAGGUGAUUGGAGACAUAUACCUUAGUUACAUUUGUACCACAACAUAGUAAUUUGCCCAAUGCACCGUUACGAUUGGGCAGUCCUGACUUUGCACAGACUCCGUAGUUCGUCAGUAACGUAAAAGUUAGAUAUCCGAAUAAAGUUCAUAGUGAACGCAAUAGCCGCCCACGGGCGCAAGCGCGGGCAUCGCGCCCCGCUAUAAAUACAGCGGCCGCGCCGGUGGUCCGGUGACAAAUGCAGGGUUGUUCCUGCCGCGGCGCCACGCCGAUUGAUCUACGGCUCGGCGCGGUAACGCGACUUGUCAAACAGAUGGAUAUACACUCAGCCACUCUCCAUCUCGUUAGCUGGUCGCACACCAAUCAGCACGUGCCGUACGCGUCGCACACGCCGAGCGCAUUUUCCGUUCCACUGAGAUGGACGUUCGAGUCGAGUUUCUGGUGCCAGCGAUGUGGCCAUAGGGCGGCGAAUUAAUAUACUAUGCAAAUGUAGGGAAUGCUCAGACAAAUGCUAGAACGUUAUUCGAGCGCAGCAACACUGGCUUUCUAACUGACAGCGGCGUUGGUGUCGCUGCGUUAGAAAGCGUUAGAAUGACGUUCCUUACAUUCGCUACGUUAAUCUGCCGUCUAUCGCAACUUCACUGACGCUACAGACGAUCGAUUCGAAAGUCCACCUAGCAUCAGUUUUGCACAGCGAUUGCUUUAGCUCAAGUAGUUAAACUUAUAGUCUAAUGACUGAUACAUAUUUGCAUAACUGAUAUCUGCAGAAUUCUUUGCUCUAUUACUCAAAUAUGAUGGAAUUAACUAACACAGAACUUACCGCCCAUGGACGCCUUAGAUAUAACAUAACUUCAUACUAGCAAACAAACAAAUUCCUUUGGAAACUGACCAAUGGCAGAUCCUCUGGCACUGGAGGUGUUCAUGGGUGGCGGUAAUCACUUAACAUCAGGUAACCCGCCUGCUUAUUAUUAAAAUCAGUCAGCAUUGAAAGCUUAAAGUGUUUUUUAACUACGAGAAGAGACUCGUACAAGCAAUAUAUUUUUUCAGAACUGGAAAUGUGAACGGAUGAAGUUAUUCGUGUUUCAAUGCUAACUUCAAAUUCAUUCAGAAUAAUUUAGAGGAUGCCACUAAGUUCGGCUCUAAUGUGCGAUCAGUAUUAACUCAUUAGAUCAAAAAGAAUGCAAUCAAAUAGUCAGCGAUUAACAAGACACGAGGAAGUGGAUGUCUCGAGUGGCUAAUUCCGGCGGGCGAAACAAAUCUCCUUUCAGUAUGUUGGCGCGUUACAUAUAGGUAUGCGGGAUGGGAUGCCAACAUCUUGUUACUUUUUUUUUCGAUUUAUUUUCUCUGACAUCCUCCUUAGAUGUUGAGCUUUAAAUGCAUCAUAAUAUGUAGUUCAUUAAGAAAUAGCUCGAUGAAAAUUAAAUCGAUCUACUGAACUGUUUCCGUGCCUUCUUGGGAUGGCUGUAAUAUUUGGUUUCCUGGAGGUCCACGUUUGAUUAAUACCGUAUAUUAGGCUUCAUCGUGAUCUGAAAUGUAGCAAAGCAAAGCGAAUCGAGUUGAUGUUGGGAUGUGAUUACUGACAAUGAGGCGAGCUAAUAGAACAUCAUGAACUCUGGGAUACAUUUAGAGGCUUUGAAGUAGAACUUUAACGGAUUCUGAACACAGUUAGAGUGUUACUGUAACUGCAUUAUACUACCAAGUACCAACAUUAAUAUUAUAUUAACUUGACGACGUCUGCUGUUGAAUAUGAUCCCACACCCGAUCCUCAACCUUUCUCAUCCAGCCACUUUUCCCUAUCCUCUUUCUAUCUUUUUCCUCUAGCAUUAGAUCCGUUUACUUGAUUGUGGUUUUCUUCUAGGAUUUUCGGCUCUCUCGUCUUUCGACAAGAAUAUAGGAUCGACAUUUAUAGUCCUUCUACUCUUUCCACUUCCGUAAGUUCUCUUUUUCGUUCGUUCGUUUUUGCAAUUAUUUUACAUUUUAAAGAUAAAUGUUAUCCCUGGAGGCUAGCUACGGUGGUAUAAAUUAUUCGUACCUCGGUGGAUUGUCUUGUAACAUUAUUAUUGGUUGCGUGGGUGUAAAACUGGUAGCCUGUCAAAUCUAAGUUAUAAAUAGUAUCUUUUCAACAACAUCUUUGGCAUACCCUGCAAGCAUGCAAAGCUUGCUGAAUAUAUAUAGUACGCGACAGGUUGAGAUGGCAAUCAGUGCAUGAGGCAGGGGGACGCUUCGCACACCCCACCCCGGUUGCUGUGUGGGGCAUCCUCACCCUUGUUGCCAUGUCAACCAGUCGCGCACUAUACAAAGUAUUUCGGUUAGGUGAUUAAAGGAAAUAUUUUUGAGUAGAUAGGCAUAGAGGGAAGAGGAUACAUUGUGAAUUUGUGAUGGCCUCAAUAGUCGGUCUAUGAAAACACCAAUGAUUUUGAAUGUUUAAAGACUUUGCUGCUUGCUUUCCUGAAAGUAGGUAUAUCUAAUUACUGCAUCAAAUCAAAACAUAGUAAUUGAAUUAAAGUUUUUCAAUAGUCAUAUUUAAAGUAUGUUUUCGUAUCAUUUUUGUUUUAGUUUGUCACGUAUUA
Maniola jurtina (meadow brown) is the source of this 4165-nucleotide messenger RNA. Its product is annotated as growth arrest-specific protein 1-like. The record is from RefSeq and is a predicted model, not a curated record. Gene Ontology annotation, biological process: regulation of cell cycle. Lineage: Eukaryota; Metazoa; Arthropoda; Insecta; Lepidoptera; Nymphalidae. The transcript has 3 exons. Bases 279 to 1007 code for a protein of 242 amino acids.